Messenger RNA from Cottoperca gobio, 1621 nucleotides. It is a transcript of the gene cstpp1, whose product is annotated as centriolar satellite-associated tubulin polyglutamylase complex regulator 1. NCBI's taxonomy places the organism in Eukaryota, Metazoa, Chordata, Actinopteri, Perciformes, Bovichtidae. The record is from RefSeq and is a predicted model, not a curated record.
UUAUUAAUGUAACUCACAACAUCCUGCUUUUUUCAUGGAAGAGCUUAAUGUUAGAACCUAGAAACGAACAGCUAGCUAGAUAGUUCGCCGAUCAUAGCUCCAAACACAACGAGUUUAUUAAUGUUAAUUUCAACGUUAUCUCCUGAAAGGACGACCACAAUGAACCGUUUUAGUUCCAUCGUCCCAGAUGAUGAGUACCUCGCGGACAGUAAUGUUUUGUUCUACCUGAGUGAUACAGUGACCCAGCUGUUGGAACAUAAAGAGGAAUAUAGCCAUUUUGGGGUGAUCCGCUACUUUGCUGAAUAUUUCAGCAGUGUAAAGAACAGUAACCACGUGCUCUUCAGAGAGUAUAACUACAUCAGGGCCACUCCACAUAACAGAGCUUCCUUCAUCAGAGUCUUCUGGAGAUGCUACAGACAGAUCGGCAAGAGUGGAGACUUGCUGUCCAUGCUGGAGUAUAGGUCUCUGCUGCAGUUAUUGUGUCCAGAUUUCCCCCUGGAGAUGGUGCAGAAUGCAGCCAGAAUUGUUCUGAUGGACGACGCCAUAGACUGCAUGAUGUCUUUCUCUGAUUUCCUUUUUGCACUCCAGCUGCAGUUCUACUACCAAGAAUUCCUGGACAGCGUGCUGGGGAUUUACCAGGAUCUGUUAGCAGGGAAGAGUCCGAACACUGUCAUCGUCCCCACGUCUACCUCCAUCGAGCAGUCCCCUCUGUGGCUGCAGAGGAGAACGACAAGGGGGAGCAACAGCAUUGACGGAGUGGAACCGUCCACUCUGGCUCAGUGUAUAGAUGCCCUCUGUGACAGGUUCAAAUGCAGUCAUCCUCCCAGGUCCUGUAUGAGGCAAGUACUGGAACAGACGAACAAAGUCUCUUACUACAGCUUCCUAAUGAGCCUGGCUAAACAUGAGGCCAUCAACCAAACUAUUGGAGCAUUACCCAGCAAGGCAGAGUUGCUCAUUGAUCCAGAGAUGGACCAGGAACUGGACAAACUAAUCGCCCAGAUCUCAGUGAGUCCUGGCAGCAACAGCAGUGGCAGUGCGGUGGGGGGGCUGAAGGAGAUGCUGCAGAGGAAGGCCUCCCCCAGGAGGAACAUCCACCACAGGAGGAAGAUAGAGGUGGAAAGCGAUGGCUCCACGGAAGAGACAGACUCCUCUGAAAAUUGACUUUUAACUUUUCACCAGUCUGUGACAUGUCACCUUCCAUUUUAACUCCAAAAGACACUGUGACUAUAUGGUACAUGUCAAAACUUUCUUGCCCAUUAUCUGCUAUGAAAACUCACACAUGGAUGAUUGCACAGUGGGGAAAUAAUGUUUGUGUUGGUUGGCAGUAAUUGUAUUUAUUUAGCUUGUGGUGAGUAUUAUAACCUAGUUAAAUAUCAACUGUAACCUCCAGUUAAUACUCAAUGACAAGCAUUUACAAUUUUCCCUGAAACCGUGUUGUCAUUUUGGAAAAGCGUCUAAAACAGCAUUGAUAUCAUACCAUCAUGAAACAAACUCUCCACUAAAGGUUAAACCAAUGAGGUCAUUUUAGUUACUGCAAGUUAGCUGCUCUUCAACAAGGCAUGUUUCAUUGCUGGUUUUACAGUGUGACUGGAAUAAAAGAUAGAAACUGGAGGUGAAAUUA